Messenger RNA from Ahaetulla prasina, 1983 nucleotides. It is a transcript of the gene GORAB, whose product is annotated as golgin, RAB6 interacting. The transcript has 4 exons. Lineage: Eukaryota; Metazoa; Chordata; Lepidosauria; Squamata; Colubridae. Bases 861 to 1835 code for a protein of 324 amino acids. Gene Ontology annotation, biological process: non-motile cilium assembly. The record is from RefSeq and is a predicted model, not a curated record.
UAUAAAUCUAAUACCGUAAAUAAAUGUCAUAGGGAGAAUUAUUCUCUUGCAUAGUUUGUAAAACUUUAUACAAGGAAACAGGUACCUUAGAAUAUAUAUUUUUCCCUACCAGAUCCUCAAAAUUCUCAGAGUGGGAGGGGAUUUAUGGAUGAGAAUGAGCUUGAAAGAAAGUGCCUUGGCAGAGUAGAACUGGACACCUUAGCAACUAUUUACUCCCAAGGCCUAAAUAAUCUCCCAGACCAAACCCAAUUUAAGAAACCAGAGUUUGAAAGUCUCUGGAACCUUGCAGAUUUUUCCAUCAUCUGCCAAUCUUAAUCUUAGUGAAGCAACAGUUUUCCUAAAAAAAACACCAAAGAAUAUAAUGAUUCUUUUUUCCCCAAAGGAAAGUGGUAAAAUAGAGAACUUGUUAGCCGCUGCAUGGUUUUUGACUCCAAUUUACAUCAGCCUGAAUUCGUGUGGCUAAUGUUCAGGGGAAAAUACUGGUAUUGUUAUUUGGGCAGAGGUGGGGAGUGAAGAUGCAGAGGACCAAUCCCUGAUUCAUGUUCUUUAUUGACACUAAUUUAAAAAGAAAAACUGUUGCCAUGAUGCUGUUCAAAAAACAAUUCCAAAAUAAAAAUGAAAAAGUUCUGCUAUUUGUGUAGAAAUAGCCUCUUCUCAUAGAUAUAUGAAAGUAUGGCAACAAAGAACUGUUGGGCUUAAAGAAAGUUUACCAUAUAUUGCAAAUUAGGUCUAUGUAUUUACUUGUAAUAUUAGCAGGAGCUGCAGAUAUGUAUUUUUUAAUACUUUGUGCCAAUAGUUUGCUUAUAACUUUUAAAUAUCAGUUAAUGCCAUGGCAACUUAAAAUACAUUAAAUAAUUUUUAUGAGAGCUAAACUCAGGACAUAUGAUCUCACAUGUUUUCUGUUAUUUGCUUCCUUGGCAGAAGUGAUAUUUUUCAGCUAUGUAAAACCAACAUCUACCUGUUUGUGCUAUUUAGAUCCGCCAGGACCCCUGCCCAAACAACAGAAUCAAAGGCCUUCAGUAAACAAAAGUCGCCAAUGUUUACAGCAGAAAAAGAUGCCUCAGAAGAUAGAAGAAAUAUUGGAAUUGCCAGAUGGAGCAGCAUUGUCACCUCUGGAGAAGGCUGAGGAACAGGAGCCCAGAAAUCAACAGGUGGAAGUUGGACUUAAAAAGUCUUGUAAUAGUGACCCAACUGCAGCAACAAGUCAUCAACUUGUGAAAAAGAAAAUGGAAUUGCAGGAGAAAUCUCGGUGGGAAAUCCUUCAACAAGAGCAGAAACUGAUGGAAGAAAAAAAUAAACGCAAGAAGGCUUUCCUUGCUAAAGCAAUUGCUGAAAGAUCUAAAAGAACUCAGGCUGAAACAGUUAAAUUAAAGCGGAUUCAAAAGCAGCUCCAAGCUUUAGAUGACAUGGUAUCUGCUGAUAUUGGGAUCCUGAGAAAUAGGAUUGACCAGGCAAGCUUGGAAUAUUCAUGUGCUCGGAAGCGUUAUGAUAAAGCAGAAUCAGAAUAUGUGGGUGCAAAACUGGAUCUCCAAAAGAAAACAGAAGUUAAAGAACAACUUGCAGAACACUUGAGCACAAUCAUACAGCAAAAUGAACUCCGAAAGGCAAAGAAAUUGGAGGAGUUGAUGAAAGAACUGGAAGUAGAAGCUGAUGAAGAGAACCUGGAACUGGAGAUUGAAAUAGAGCAAAUGUUGCAACAGCAGGAAACAGAAGCUAGAAGGCAAGAGAUUGAGAUACAAAAGCUUGCUCAGGUUGAUGCGGAGUAUACUGAUUCUCAGACUUUGAGUAAAGGACAUGAAAAUGAAAACCUUAGAAACGUUAAUGGAGCAGCUUAAAAGUUCCCAUAAAGAUGACCAAAGUCACACAGCGAACUCUGUUUCUGAAAGAAAUUUUGAUUCAUCCAGAACAUGUCCAAUAACAUUAUUUUUGAUAUUUGAGUAUUAAGAAGCACCGGCAUAUAAUAAUAAUAAGCCUCUGAAUUUG